GCCGCCUCCGGCCCGGGGCCGGCCCGGCCGGGGAUAUCACAUGGCGCGCCGGGCCCGGCCCCGCACAGGCGGGCCAUGGAGGCGCAGCGGGGCUUCUCCGAGGAGCAGUUCCAGGCCGCCUGCCGGGAGCUGAGCCAGCCGGCGCCGGCGGCAGGGGGAGCCUGGCAGCUCCUGGUGGAGACUAUGGGCAUCAGUAUCUACCGGCUCUACGACGAGCAAUCAGGACUUUAUGAAUAUAAAAUCUUUGGUGGCCUUGCCGAUUGUCCCCCAGAGUUGCUUGCAGAUGUCUAUAUGGAUUUAGACUACAGAAAACAAUGGGAUCAAUAUGUUAAAGAGCUGAGUGAGAAGAUUUAUGAUGGGAAGAGAAUAAUCUACUGGGAAGUGAAGUACCCUUUCCCUUUGUCAAACAGAGACUAUGUGUAUAUUCGUGAACGUCGUGAUAUGGAGGUUGAUGGGCAGAAGGUCUGGGUUAUGCUGGCUAAAAGUGUGUCUCUUCCUCAGUGUCCAGAAAAAUCUGGGAUUAUCAGAGUAAAUAGUUACGUGCAGAGUCUGGUGCUUGAGAGUGAUGGCAAGACUGGAUCCAAAGUUUACAUGUAUUACUUUGACAAUCCUGGUGGCAUGAUUCCGUCAUGGCUCAUUAACUGGGCAGCCAAGAGUGGAGUACCUGCUUUCCUCAAAGACCUGCAGAAGGCUUGCCUUAAUUAUUGCAAGAAAACCUGAGUUGCUGCUUCGAGUCUCUCUCUGAAUUGUUUGAUUUGAUUCCCAAAAUUGGAUGCUUCCAAGGACUACUAUUGUGAAAAAAUUGUUGGAUGAAAUUACCUCCUGAGAUCUACUACUCCAUUAUAGUUAGGUUCCAUUGGCAUAUGCCUUCAAAGUUGUCAAGCCUUUAUUUUUUCAUUUGCCAUCUGUUGUGCUCUUCAGCUAGAUAGCUGGCCAUCCUUGCUUCAACUGCUGAUGCAAUUAUUACCUGCUUUUCAAAUGGUUUCCUUCCUUUUUAUCCCAUUUCCCUCCUGCUCAUAUUCUGUAUGCUUUCUACCAUAGGUCCAUUAGGGGAACUCUGGCUUAUGUUAAAUCUUCAACAGAGAGUAGAGCCUGUUACUCCUUUGUUGGAGGAGAAUACUCUAAAAUGGCAGCUUUUUAAAGUAAAUUUUGAUUCUUGUGGUGAAUCAGGUCUCUGUACACAUUAGGUAACCAGUUCUGGCAGGUGUUGCCUUGCUAAUAAAGUCCUUCUGCCAAAACUGGAUGCCUCUUGAAGGUGCUCUCAAGUCUAAUGCAGUGGAUACUUUCCAUGAUCUUAAGUAUGUGUCUUUAUCCCUCCUUUUCCUAAAUUUUAUCCUGUAUUUAUUCGGAGCUGAGAUUCUUUGAUCAGAAAUGUCUGGCCAGUAACCAGGAUGUGCACGUGGAGGAUAUUUGCUAUGUGUUGAUAAAUAAUCUGCAGCCCGCAUUGGGACUCCUGCUAUUACAGGGUAUAAUUAAGAGUUUUGCUAUGAUCAAGUCUUUCAAUUGCAUUUAAACAGGCAUUUGGCUAAGUCCCAAUACUGGCAUCUUUGGAUCUAUCAUGUCUAAUAGUUUGUGCUUUUUGAAACAUCCACUUAGUUGAGGGGAGCCUGGAAGAGACGUUCAUGUAAUAAGUAAAGUUAUGAUGAAAUAAGACCGAAUGAGUCAGUUUCUUGUUCUGCUCUAAUGAAAACCAAUUAGCGUACUAAAAGCCUAUCAAGCCCUUACGUGGAAGAGUUCUGUGAGGAAACGCAGCUCAGAUAUCAACUAUAACUUAAAAUCCUUUUAGGACUGUCCCAAUAUUGGACUUAUGUUUAGGUUCUGCUUCCUCAUUCUUGAUCCUGACAUGGAGAUCAAUGGCUGGCUUAAAGCUAGCUCAUGUUUCCAAGUCUGAUACACGGAGAGAAGGCCAAGAACCAAACUUUCCAGCUGAUACUAUAACUUAAGAAAUCCCAGUAAAAGAGGAAAAAAAUCACGUGCAGCGCCUCCAUGUGGGUGUGUCUGUGUGGGGAGAAUAUGGAGGGAAAACACUUUCACAAAGGUGAUGAUCUCAGGGACAUAGCCCAUGCUGUUAAUGUAGCCAGACGCACAGCCUUCAGUGUAAUGGCAAAGCUUCUCCGUAACUAACCAGACCUAUCAGCAUUUCUGUAUAUAAAAGUCAUGAUAUAAGUUAUUUGCCUUUAUACCUUAUGUGCUCUGAAUGGUAGUUGGUUGAUGAAUUAAAAACGAAACCUUGCAAUUACAGACUUGUACGAGUAGCUUUAAAUCUUUGCUAUAAAGUUUUUGCUCCUUAAUGGUUUGCACAUGUAGCCAUAUUAAUGCUGUCUAAUGGGCAUGGCCGAUCAUCAAUUGCACUUCAGCAUGAACACUGACUUUUUUUUGAAAGGCGUGAGUAAAUUGAUUAAUCUGCUUGAUUUUUUUUUUUUAAAGUUGUAAACAGUAAUCCUUAUCAGCUAUGACUUUAGAUACUUCUCCACUAGACAAAGCUGAAAAUGCCAUAAUAUAAAAUAUAUUGGAACUGAUUCUCAGGUGCUGUAAAGCAGCAAAUUUAUCCCAGCUGAGAAUCUGUCCCUGGUUUUGUAAACAGUUACUCCAUCAGUCUAACUGGUGCCUUUUGAUACAUUUUGUUUUGCAAGUUAACAGGCUUGAAGGUUAUUCGGACACACGUGGCAGCAUAUAGCGAAGUUCACGUCUCUCUAGACUUAAGUCAGUGCAGAUACACUAGUAACUAAUUUGACCCACUGAUAGGAAUAUUGAUCCAGUUUUGAUUGGGCUUUCUCUGCCCUGUGCUGAUUGGCUGCUUUGCUCUAAUCCUCUCCCUCCACCUCCCUCAGUCUCUUCACCUCAGCUUCACUUCACACAAGCCCCUCUCAUCCCAUAUUUCUCCUACCCUGGCCCCCUCAGCCUCCUUCCUUUUUUUCCAUUCAGCUUAUCCCUGCCCAAGUGAACCCACCCAAAAAUCAAACUAACAUGUUUUCCACCCUCCUAUUGUUCACUCGGCUUGUUCGUUCUGCCCAUUUCUCUCCCACCCUGCAUUUGUCUUGUCUAUUUAGAGUUUAAGUUUUUCACAGCAGGGACUGUCUGUGUCUGUACAGUGCCUAGCACAAUGGGGUCCCAUUCUUGGUUGGCGCUUAGGCCCCACCAUAAUAAACAUGAUGUUGCAUGACUGAAAUUCUGUGCUGGGCCUCUCAGAGGCACAGCACAGGGACAUGGACAAAGGUGGCUGUAAACCGACUCAUAGACUUUAAGGUCAGAAGGGACCAUUAUGAUCAUCGGGUCUGACCCCCUGCAUUCUGCAGGCCACAAAACCGUCCCUACCCUUCCCUUGACUCUGCUGAUGAAGUCUCCAAAUCCUACCUCUGUGCCCUCAAUGGAGCGUAUGGAAGCUCUGGAGGCCACUAAUUAAUUUUUUCCACCUUUUUGGUAACUAUAACAUAGGUAAAAUGCAGCAUUUUGAGCUCAUUAAAACAUCAUUCACUUUGCAUUAUAUUACUCAAACUAUCUGAAUCAGUCACAUGAUUAUAGGAGAGCAUCAGCCUUCUUUUCAUUUACAGAUGCAAUUUGCUGCAUACAAUGACUUGUACUCCAGGAAUUAAUUUUGCAAAAAAUCUUUGCAUACAGUGGUAUGAGUAGUAAAAAUAAAUAAAUAAAUAAGAUAAGGGCUUGAGGCAGGAAUUCCGUGGUGAAAUUCUAUGGCCUGGGUUUUUAUCCAAGUCAGACUAAAUGAUGAGGUAAUGGUCUCUUCUGGCCUUAAUCACAGAUUCAUAGAAUUUAAUUUAUAAUGAACUGAAACUUUCCCUGCUCAUCUCACAAAGAGUCAAGGAGGAAACUGGUGAGAUCCUAUAUAUUUAUCUCUGGUCGCACUUCAGUAACUGUAUAACAUUAGGAGCCUAAAUAAUAUAUAAGAAAUCUCCUCUAGUUCUUCAGACUGUAUCUCAGUGUGCUUCAUGCAUACUGCAGGAGGCUUUGAAAUAAACAAUUUACUCAUAGCACUGUUUUAAGGAGAAAA
Messenger RNA from Trachemys scripta elegans, 4006 nucleotides. It is a transcript of the gene PCTP, whose product is annotated as phosphatidylcholine transfer protein. The transcript is spliced from 6 exons. NCBI's taxonomy places the organism in Eukaryota, Metazoa, Chordata, Testudines, Emydidae. The record is from RefSeq and is a predicted model, not a curated record. Bases 76 to 720 code for a protein of 214 amino acids. Gene Ontology annotation, molecular function: phosphatidylcholine binding; phosphatidylcholine intramembrane carrier activity.